AACCAAAAAAAAAGAAAAAGAUUACUCUCUUAAUAUCUGGGUUUAUACUACAGUCCUUCUUUGGUGCAAAGAUCCCAAAAACCAAAAUCAAAAGAUUUGAAGAGGGAAAGAGAGAGCAGAAAAAAGAAGAAUCUUUAUCCCUCUCUCUCUCGAUGAGGAUCCGGAAACGACAAGUGCCUCUUCCUCUUGCGUCUCUAUUACCAGUUCCUUUAUCAGAUCUCUACUUUAACCGCUCACCGACGGCCACCGCGAGAUACUUUCGCGGUGGUUAUAGAGACGGAGGUGAAGGUUUUGGUUCUCUUCACCUUUCGCUUCCGCCGCCGUCUCCGAUUUCUGAUCGGCUGAUUCAAAGAGAUUUGAUGAAGAAGAAGGAGGUCAAGGCUUUGGAUGAUAAUGGUGGUGAUGGUGAUGUAGACGUGAUGAGUCGUACUGAUGCUUCGGGCAGCAAGAAUGUUAAUCUCCGAGGAGAGUCCGACUCUUCAACACAAGUUGUCGAGAAGAAUGAAAAGGUUGCGUCUUUGAGGAAGAGAAGAGGCUUUAUAAACUUUGAGGAUUACGAAGAUGAGGAAGAUGAAGAAGCUAGUGGCGGUGGAGGUGGUAAUAAAGGGAAAAAGAAAGGGAAAAAGAAUGGUGGUGCGUUAGAGGAAGGAUCACGGUGCAGCCGCGUUAACGGUAGAGGAUGGAGAUGUUGUCAGCAAACGCUUGUUGGUUAUUCUCUUUGUGAGCAUCAUCUCGGUAAAGGAAGGGUAAGGAGCAUGAACAAGAGUGGUGGUGGUCGUGGCGGCGAGAAAAAGGCCGUGGUGGUGGAAGUGAAGAAGAAGAGAGUGAAGCUUGGGAUGGUAAAGGCACGUUCGAUAAGUAGUUUGCUUGGACAAACCAGCACUAGUGGUGGUAGUGGUGAUGUUGAGGGUGAGAUAAGUGCACCUGCUGAUCAGUUUGCUGCAUGUGAUAACCAUCCUCACACUCUAAAACUCCAACAGAUUCAGACACAUGGAAGCUCAGAUUCUUUAGUAAUCUGCUCAGGUUGCGAAUCAGCCAUCUCUGAUUCCGAAACCGCAUAUAUCUGUUCAACAUGUGACUUCAAUCUUCAUGAGAAAUGUGGUAACGCGGUGCGUGGGAUGCAACACCCUUCUCACGCUGGUCUCCACCACUUGACUCUAGUCCCUUACACAACUUACAGUGCCGGUACCUUCCUCUGCAGAGCCUGUGGCUCCAUUGGAGGUAAAGGGUUCUCUUACUGUUGUCCUUUGUGUGACUUUGACCUCCAUGUUCAAUGCGCGCAUCUGCCUCAGGUCACGGUUCAUGAGUCUCAUCCUCUCCAUAGUCUUCUUCUUGUCUACAACAGUACUCCGGCUAUGUCUUUUACUCAGUUUGGUUUCGGGAAUCAGCUUGUUUGCAAUAUUUGUAACAUGGCUAUGGAUGGUAGGUUUUGGUCCUAUAACUGUUAUGCUUGUAACUAUCAUAUUCAUGCUUCAUGUGCUGUGAAUAAGCCUAAGCCAGUGGCUCCUUCUGCUGAGAAGUGUGGGACGAGUGAUGAAGGAAAGACACCGCACGCUGAAUCUGUUCCUGUUCAGGGUUUGGAGACUGAGCAGACGGAACAAGUAGCUGCAACAACAGAGCAAGUGGAAGAUCCAGCUUUGAGGCAACAGCUUGAACUUCAGAAGCUUCAGCUUGAGCUAGAUAUGAGUUCUGCUCUCGCAAACAUGAUUGGUUCCUUCAAUCUCAGUUCUUUUGUUUGAAGUAUCUUUGUGUUGCUGCUAUCUUUUUCUAUUUCAGUUUGUUUGAUUGAUGCAUUUACAUGUGCCAAUAAGACCUGUAAUUGUCU
Arabidopsis arenosa is the source of this 1825-nucleotide messenger RNA. The record is from the annotation of a GenBank genome assembly. Lineage: Eukaryota; Viridiplantae; Streptophyta; Magnoliopsida; Brassicales; Brassicaceae.